Molecule: messenger RNA, 2358 nt
Organism: Ostrinia furnacalis (Asian corn borer)
Lineage: Eukaryota; Metazoa; Arthropoda; Insecta; Lepidoptera; Crambidae
Product: facilitated trehalose transporter Tret1
Exons: 2
Coding region: 25-1215 (396 amino acids)
Biological process (GO): transmembrane transport
Cellular component (GO): membrane
Molecular function (GO): transmembrane transporter activity
Source: RefSeq, a predicted model, not a curated record
CUCAUCGGUGGCAUCCUCGGUGGCAUGGCGAUGAGGCUCGGCAGACGCACAGUGCUCAUCGCAGCAGCCCUGCCCUACUCCCUGGUGUGGCUGGUGACAGCCCUGUCGACGAGCGUCGACAUGUUAGCAGCGACUUCCUUCUGUGGGGGCAUGCUGGUCUGCUCUAUGACUAUGAUAACGCAAGUCUACGUCACAGAAAUCGCCGUACCAGAGAUCCGAGGAUGCCUCAGCUCAGUCCUCAAGAUCCUCAGUCAGAUCGGCAUCCUUAUCGCCUUCUCCCUAGGAGCCUACCUCAACUGGUAUCAGCUGGCUUUGGUGGUAGCAGCUGCCCCAGUACUUCUCUUCUUUGCCCUGAUCUUCGUCCCUGAAACACCUUCGUCCUUACUCUUAAGGGGUAAGGAACAAGAAGCUGAAAAGUCCCUCCAAUGGCUCCGCGGCCCCGACGCUGAUAUCCGCCAGGAAUUGGCCACGAUCAGAACCAACAUCUUAGCCAGCAAGCAGUACAAUGACGGCAAUAGCUGCAGAGUCAAGAUCCUCCUCUCCAAAAGACUGACCAGACCUGUUCUCAUCACGUGUGGGCUCAUGUUCUUCCAAAGAUUCACGGGAGCUCACGUCUUCAACUUCUACGCUGUAUCGAUGUUCAAGAAGACUUUGAGGAUGAUGAAUCCACACGGAGGCGCCAUAGCCACCAGUGUCGUGCAACUCCUGGCUUCUUGCCUCUCUGGCAUGCUCAUAGACAACGUGGGGAGGCUGCCAUUGCUCAUGAUUAGCGGCGUUAUGAUGUCCAUAGCGUUGGCUGGGUUUGGAUCGUACGCGUACUACGAAGACGUCAUCAGAAACACCACGAAUAUAAACCACGCCGAAGCCGGGGCAUACGAUUGGAUCCCAUUGAUGUGUGUCCUGUCAUUCACCAUAGCGUUCUCUUUGGGAAUCAGCCCCAUAUCUUCUCUUUUGAUAGGAGAAUUGUUUCCUUUAGAAUAUAGGAGCAUAGGCAGUGCCUUAGCUACUAGUUUCAGUCAUCUGUGUGGUUUUGUGAACGUCAAAACUGCUGCCGACUUUCAAGAUCAUAUAGGACUGUAUGGACUCUUUUGGAUGUACGCAGGUAUAUCGGUACUGUGUCUACUUUUCGUAGUAUUAUUUGUGCCAGAGACAAAAGGCAGAGAGAUAGACGAAAUGGAUCCUAAGUACGUUGAGUCUUUGUGCAUAAACCGAUAGUAUUGGCUUGAGUAUUUUCUUUAGGGUAUAAUUUAGUUCGAUGCUCUGGCAUAGAUUUUUGUCCAGUAUUAUCCAUUCGACAGUGAUAGAGAGCGUGCCUUGAAGCACGUGAAUUCGUGCUAGCCUUCUUAACAUAUCUUCUUAAGAUAUAUUGUUUAUAUCUACCAGUUUUUCAACUGUACCAUUUGUUACAGUGAGCAUUUCUGACAAGUAUUUAGUUGACUUUGGAGUUUAUUCAAUGUUAUAUCGAAUUGACUGUUUGUCUUCCAUUUUUAGCGGUCUGCUCUAAUUCUUUGAAUGUUAAUGACAUUGGUUAAAUAAAAUAAAAUGUUUUAACUUUAUAGAUGAUUUACCAUGUUAUUGACAUUUAAAUAAAGGUGUUACAGAUGUCCAAAUUAGUAGUAAGACAUGAAAAUAUUAGAACUGACCACCGAUGUAUUAUAUUAUAUCUAUCUAAAUAUUUAGUUCCUUUAGUAUGUUUCAAAGACUCAACUUAUCAAAGUUCCUUCUAUUUACAAUUUUUAAUCGAUCUGAAAUGGGAAAAUGCAUUAAAGUAUAUAUUUUUAAUGAAUUAAUUUACUUUUUAUUAGUAAAAGAAAAUGACUUUUUCCUUGUAAACUUAUAAUGAAAUACCUGAACAUUAUAAUUUCUUAGUACAAAAAUUAUAGUCUUUCAUGGCAUGAUUUUGGACAUAUUAUAUUGAAAUUUUAUAUGAAUUUGGUAUUGUAAAUAUGUUAUUUAGGGCAAAACGUGACUUGUAACUUAUGAAUAAAUCGUUGUUCUUUUGUAGUAUGGUCAUAGUAUUGAGAUUAGGUAACUCUACUUUUUAAGAGUAACAUUGUUAAUGAAUUGUCAUAAUAUAAACGAGAAAAUAUAUAAAUAAAUACUACUUACAGAAAAAGAGAUUGAAUUAAAUUAGGUAAUUUACCUGCCGGUAUAUUUUUAUUACAAUCGAAAUUCGCCUUGUUAAAUACAAAGUUUUUAUUACAGCUUUUAAAAAGUAGAGUCACCUUAAAUACUAUGUAAAUAACCGUACCAAUAAUAAGAUAAGUACGGGUAUGAUGUUGUAUGCGAAAUUGGUAUUUUUCGCUUUAGAUAUAAAUAAAUAUGUAUUUAUACAAAAUUUGCCAAGACUUUUAUAUA